Molecule: messenger RNA, 7335 nt
Organism: Drosophila ficusphila
Lineage: Eukaryota; Metazoa; Arthropoda; Insecta; Diptera; Drosophilidae
Gene: ec
Biological process (GO): protein deubiquitination
Molecular function (GO): cysteine-type deubiquitinase activity
Source: RefSeq, a predicted model, not a curated record
UUCGUUUUGGGUUUGGGUUUGGGUUCGAGUUCGCCUCGGGUGUUCAGUUUUCAGUUUUCAGUUUGCUCAGGUGAGCUCGCUGUUGAUAUAACUGAAGUUCUUGUUCCCCUGAAAAACCAGUUUCUCCAGAGAGCGCUCUCCAUAUCUCUCUCUAUAUCUCUUGGCUCUCCUGGUCGCGUCUCUCGCGUUUCAGUUGGCCGAAAGCCAAGCGGCCAAACGAGUUUCAGUUGCGAGGCAAAUUUCCCAGUCGGCGGACGUGUUUUAACCAGCGGUCGCUCCGAUCCGAAUCCGAAUCCGAAUCCAGAAAACGCUUACAGAACCGAAUCUCAGUGGAAAGCGAGUGCUCUCGAGAAGAAUUGCGCGCGCGGCAAAAGAAACCAAACGGAAGAAACGCUGCCUCCAAACACGUUCAAAUAAAACUCUUUUUUUCUGGUGCCCGCCAAAGUUAAACCAACAAGAAGGAAUAUAUAUAUAAAGCUGUGCCAAAAUCAAGAUAAAUCAUUGGAAUACUUUUGUGUACACGAAACGAGAAAUGUUUGCUGACAGUCUCGUGUUGGUGGAGAGAAGGCACUGAAGCCCCGACCACCGGAAGCCCAGCAAGAUGAUCAAGUUCCGCUACAAGAGGAAGGAACCCACCAAUGUGGUGGGCGUGGCAAGUGCCAAUCCUGCAAAUGGAGCAGGAUCAGGAUCGGGAUCGGGAGGCGGCUCGGGAGGAUCAGUCAACCCAGCAGUUGCCACUCCGAAUGUGUCCGCUCCCCUGCCCGUUCCCGUGACCCUCCACCACCCGCAGCUGGGCCACCUGAUGAGCAACAACGGAGGCACCCUCCCGCGGAGCAGUCCCCGCAAGCUGCUCCUCGACGGAGGCGACAAGUCGGCCACUCUGACCCGCCACCAGUCGAAGCAGAAGGCCUCGGUCAGUGCGCUGGCCAAGGUGGCCAGCAGCGUGGAGCUGGCCGUGAUGGGAUACAACGGCAGCAGCAACAUCAGCGGAAGCAACAUCAGCAACAUCAGCAACAUGAGCAACAUGAGCAGCAGCAUCGCGGGAAACUCGGAGAGGGAUCGCUGCAUCAAUGCGGUUAUUGAACUGUUCCAGCAGCUGCAGACCAGCUCGGAGCCCGCGUUGUGUCCGGAGCCACUGCGUCGGGCCCUGGCCAGUGGUCCGCUGGCGGGGAGGAGGUUCCCCCUCGGAUGUCUGGGCGACGCCGCCGAGUGCUUCGAGCUGCUGCUCCACCGCGUCCACUCGCACAUCUCGCCGGACGACGGGGACGCCUGCGAGUCCUCCGCCUGCAUCGCCCACCGCCGCUUCGCCAUGCGGGUCAUCGAGCAGAGCGUCUGCAAGUGCGGCGCCAACUCGGAGCAGCUGCCCUUCACCCAGAUGGUGCACUACGUCUCCGCCUCGGCGCUGACCUCCCAGAAGAGCCUGGCCCUCCAGGCGCACCAGCAGCUGAGCUUCGGCCAACUCCUGAGGGCCGCCGGCAACAUGGGCGACAUUCGCGACUGUCCGAACACCUGCGGCGCGAAGAUCGGAAUCUGCCGGGCGCUGCUCAACCGACCGGACGUGGUGUCCAUCGGGAUCGUGUGGGACUCGGAGCGGCCGGCGGCGGACCAGGUGCACGCCGUGCUCAAGGCGGUGGGCACCAGUCUGCGGCUGGGCGACGUGUUCCACCAGGUGAGCGAGCAGCGGUGGGCCCAGCAGACGCAGCACGAGCUGGUGGGGAUCGUCUCCUACUACGGCAAGCACUACACCACCUUCUUCUUCCACACGAAGCUCAAGGUGUGGGUCUACUUCGACGACGCCAACGUCAAGGAGGUGGGUCCCAGCUGGGAGGGCGUCGUGGACAAGUGCAGCCGGGGUCGCUACCAGCCGCUGCUGCUGCUCUACGCGGUGCCCCAGCAGCCCUCCUCCAACGGAGGAGGAGGUGCCUCCACCCUUGAUGCCGCCACCAUGCCAGCCAUGCCAGCUAUGCCGGCCAGCGUUCCCUCCAGCGGAUCAGUGGUUCGUAGGGCGGUCACUCCCAGUCCGGAGAAGCCCAUCCUGGGCAACACCCGGCGGGCCAUCACGCCCACGCCCACGCCCACUCCGCUGAGGAGUCCGCUCAACGACUACCAGAACCUCAGCGUCAUCCAGAAGAACAUCUUCCCGGGCGGCGACGAGACGGACGCCUACAUCAGCCGCAAGACGGUGGAGCACGUGCUGAGUGCCCAGUACCAGAACCUGAGCGUGAUCCAGGACAAGAUCGGAGGAGGAGGAGGGAGUAGCAUACCCAGCAUGAAUGGAAUUCAGGGCAUUCCCCCCCAGAACGCGGACAAGGACGGGGGAUUCCUCAGCAGGAAGCCCAUCGAGGCGGUGCUCAAUGCGCAGCUGGCGCGAAGGCAGCACCUGCAGCUCCAGCGGAGCCACAGCGCGGAGUCCAGCUCGGGCCACGCCUCCUCCUCCAACGGGAGCUCCCCGCCCAGCGACGGACUCACCAUGCCGGAGCACCUGAACCAGCCGCGGCGGCGGGACUCGGGCAACUGGUCGGGCGACAGGAACAGCGCCAGCUCCGCCAGCUCGACCACCCUGGACAACCCGUACCUCUACAUGGUGGCCAAGCGGGGCGUCUCCGGCUCCGUCUCCGCGGUGCCGCAGAGUCCCACGCGGCACGGACUGCCCUACGAUCCCGGCUACGACUCCUUCUCGCUGAGCUCCACGGACUCGUAUCCGCCGAAGCACGCGCUCAACCCGCAGCUGGCCAAGAUCCCCGAGGCCUCCAUGGGUGUUAAUGGAGCUGCAAUGGGAGUGGGUGCAGUGCAGCAUGGGCAUACCCAUGGAUUGCCAGCAUUAUCGGGCGACUGUGAGAAGCUCUGCCACGAGGCGGACCAGCUGCUGGAGAAGUCGCGCCUGGUGGAGGAGUCGCAUGAUUUGGAAACUGCCUUGGUGCUCUGCAACGCGGCGGCGGGAAGAGCUCGGGCGGCGAUGGACGCGCCGUACAGCAACCCGCACACGAUGACCUUCGCCCGGAUGAAGCACAACACGUGCGUGAUGCGCGCCCGGAGCCUCCACCGGCGCAUCCUGGUGGAGAAGGGCGCCGAGGCGGAGGCCAUGCCGGAGCUGAAGCACAUGCGCGAGGGCAGCACCUCCAGCGUGAAGCACGUGCGCCAGAACAGCAAGGAUCGCACUCUGGAGAAGGAGCAGCAGCAACAUCAGUUGCAGCAGCAUCACCAGAUGCAGCAGCAACAGUUCCAGAUGCAGCAGCAGCUGAUCCCGGCCAGCAUCGAGAUCUACGCCACGCUGCCCAAGCGCAAGAGUCCGCUGAAGGCGAUGGUCGCCGCCUCCGCCUCCGCCUCCGCCUCCGCCUCCGCCUCCGCCUCCGCCUCCGCCUCCGCCUGCGACGACUACGCCAUCGAGUACGAGCAGGAGCGGCAGGAGAAGCCGGAGAAGCCGGUGGCCGCCAGUCCGGGCAAGCCGGAGCGGGAGAGCCGCUCCCUCUUCGGGCGCAAGGACAAGGACAAGGAUAAAGAGAGGGAGAAGGACAAGGAGAAGGAGAAGCGCAGCCGCAGCGAGGACAGGAACAAGCUCACCCGCGAGUUCUCGCUCACGGAGACGCUGCUCGUGAACGCCAAGGACACGCUGAAGAAGCACAAGGAGGACAAGGACGAGAAGAAGGAGAAGGACAGGAGCGGCAAGAAGCAGCACAAGAUCCGCCGCAAGCUGCUCAUGGGCGGGCUCAUCCGGCGCAAGAACCGCUCCAUGCCCGAUCUCACCGAGGCGGUGGACGACGUGACCACUGCCGUUCAUCCUGGGAUGGCCCACCACCACCACCACCCGCACGUCGCCUCCUCGGGAGCCGGGAUCCUGGGCAGCUCGGUGGACGACAGCGGCGUGGGUCUGGGCAAGCACAGUGGCCAUGGAGGCCACGCCAUGAGCGGCUACAUCUCCGAGGGGCACUUCGACUACCCCGGCUGCUCCUCCGCCGGAUCAGGGAACUCCGGAGCGGGCAGCAACCCCAACCCGAACCUCGAGCGCAGCAAGCUGAUGCGCAAGAGCUUCCACGGCAGCGGCCGCCAGCUGACGAUGGUGCCCAAGGUGGCGCCUCCGCCGCCCAUGCGCACCAGCUCCGCGCUGACCCCGCAGCAGCAGCAGCAGCAGCAGCAGCAGUUCCACCACGAGGCGAACCUCUCGAACCUCUCGGCGAUGAGCUCGAACACCUCGAUCAGCGAGGACUCCUGCCAGACGAUCAUCACUACCUGUGCGCAGGUGCACUCCGAGCAGAGUCCGCUCAAGGAGAUGGUGCAGGCGCUGUCCGGCCAGGAGGAGCUGCCCCUCCCCCUGCCACUGCCACCCCCGAUGGAACUCCCGCCCUAUCCGAGUCCGCCGCACUCCGCCUGCCACUCGCGCCAGGCCAGCGAGGACUUCCCGCCGCCGCCGCCGCCGGAACUCGACCUGGAGCCCCUCAACCAGCAGCUCAGCCAGCUGCAGGCCCUGGAGGCGGCCAGCAAGCAGCAGCGCCAGCAGCUGGACUCCCUCGAGGGCACCACCAGCAUCCUGGCCCAGCUGCAGCAGCGCCAGCACCUGCUGAAGCUGCGCAAGGAGCAGGUGGGAGCAGGCACCCCGGCGGACGCCACCUGGCUGAAGGAGCUGCAGGUGCGCCAGGCCAACGAUCUGCGGGCCAUGCAGCGCAAGCUGGAGGCAUCCUCGCCAGCGAGCGUCCGCGAUCUGGCCCACCGCUUCGAGCAGAGCUCCUCCACUUCCACCUCCUCCGCCUCCGCCUCCUCUGCAUCCUGCAUCCGCUCGUACGCCUCGCAGGAGCUGCUCUCCCAGCCACUCCAGAAUGGCCAACAGCAGACUGGCGGCCAGCUGCGCACCCAGAUGAACGGACUGCCCAGUGCCAAGCUGGACGUGGAUGAGGUGGACGCGAUGCCGCCGGCAAGGAACUCGAUGACCGCCCUGCCCUCUUUGCUCCCCAGCCACCAGAUGCUGCCGAAGCCCAAGUACGAGAUGAGCCAGUCCCAGAUCGCCGAGGAGAUCCGCGAGGUGGAGCUGCUCAACACGAUGGUGCAGCAGACGCUCGGCCAGAGCCAGAACCAAAGCCAAAGCGGAGUCACUGCGCCGCCCAAGCGGGUGAAGAAGAAGAGCGUCUCGUUCUGCGACCAGGUGAUCCUGGUGGCCACCGCCGGCAACGAGGAGGACGACGACUUCAUCCCGAAUCCGAUCCUGGAGCGGGUCCUGCGCACCGCCCAGCAUCCCAACGAGAAGGUGACCGCCCAGAUGAUCCAGCAGCAGCAGCAGAACAUGCUGCGCCUGCAGACGGAGGCCCAGCCCCGCCAGCAGUUGCAACAGCAGCAGCAACAGAUGCAGCAGCAACAACAGAUGCAGCAGCAACAGCAGCUGCAACAGCAAUUGCAGCAGCAGCAGCAACAGCAGCCGUCGCCCAUGUUGGGCAGACCAGCGGCACCCUCCGCGGAGAUGCAGCGAUAUGUGCAGAGGAUGCAACAGCAACAGCAACAGCAGCAGCAGCAACAGCAGGAGUUGUACCGCCAGCAACAGCAGCAGCAGCAGCUGCAGCAGCAACAUCGCACCAGCAUGAGCGGCAUUGCCAGCCAGCAGCACUUGCAGCAGGUCGAUGCCCAGUACACCAGCAUGCCGCGUCCGUUGCACCAUCCCCAGCUGCUGGCCCAGAGCUACUCCGUGCAGCUGCAGAAACACCAGCAAAUGCAGCAACAGCAACAGCAGCAGCAGCAACAACAGCAGCAGCAGCAGGCCCCGCAGCAACUCAGCCUGGGAUACUUCAGCAACGGCACCUGCAAUGUGGCGACUUCCGAGCAGGUGCCUCAGCCGCUGCCCUCGCCCUACCAGCGCGUUCCCCUGCCCCAUGGCUACCAGCCGGCGGCAGCGGGACCCUACUACCCCCUGCCCAACGCCCAGCAGCAGCAGCAGCUGCAGCAGCAACUGCAGCAGCAGCAACUCCAGCAGCAGCAGCAGCAACAGUUGAUGGCCAAGCCCGUGCAGAAGAAGGUGAGCUUUGAGCCGGGAACGAAGGGGGAAACCGAGUGCCUGCCACCGCCGCCGCCGCCGCCGCAAACGAAGCUGGCCCUGCAGAACGGACUGCCGGAGGCGGGAUCCGUAUCGGGAUCAGGGGCACCAGCAGCAGCAGCGGGGACUGGCACCGCCUCGCCCGCCAUCACCGCCAUUCCCACCCGCGUCUACAACAAUGCCAUCGUGAAGGCCUCGGCCAAGGCCGUCGAGUGCAACCUGUGCCGCAAGAGGCACGUGAUCGCGCCGGCGGUCUACUGCACCAACUGCGAGUACUACCUGCAGAUGCUGAACCAGCGCAGAUGAUGAUUGAUCUUCGAUCGGCGAUCCGCGCCCAUCUCUAGUGCAACUUUCUAGCCGUACAUGGAACCCGUUAAUCUCAAGCAACGCAAUGCUGCCACGUCGCCAAUAAGGAUCCGCCAAGGAUGUACAUACAUAGCAUGGAUACAAAUACGAAUAGCUAGCUGUAAGGAUUUAGGGUCGCGAGCUGCCAGCCAGGAGUAGAAUAGGGGAUCGGGCGGAAGGCAAAUCGGAGGGGGGACACCACACAGUCCUUCUAUGGUUCCACAUGAGAAGUUCCCGCUGUGCCAGCCAGCCCACCACCACUGCCACCCACCACCCACCACCCAGUACCCAAGAAUCCAAGAACCCAAGCACCCGCACACAAGCAUAUUGUACACGCUCAUCCGCACCUACACAUAUACUUGCCCAGGAGCUGAGUUGGUGGCGAGCGGAGCAGCCAGGAGCAGCGGCAUCCCGGAGUCCUUGCUGUCCUUGCCCCGUUUGCCACGGCAUCAGCGCCACACGUCGCCCCAUUGGACAUCAAUCGCUUGACUAAAUGCAUUCCCAGACACGAAAACAUCUCAAGCCUGGCCAGCUGUUAGAAUAAGUUUUUUUUUUUUAAGAAACCAUUUUUAAUUCGUUUUUUUUUGUCAACUAAUAUCGAAUAUGUUUUGUCUUUCUGUAUGUGACGCCGGCAGUUCGAAACUCAGUCGCUGAGCUUCCUUGUGCGUGAUGUUGUCCAACGACACUCGCAUUCCCAUUUUUUUUACUUAUUUGUUUAUAAUACUUUUUUUAACUCGUAUUCAGUUGUAGCAUUUAUUUUUUUACAAAGUGUGUACUUAAUUAGAUGUAAGAAAGUAUUUUGUGUCUACUGCAUUUACAAGAUUCUUGUAUUUAUAGUGUUAAUAAUUCUUUUACAAAUUACAUAUAUAGUAUUAAGAAUAUAUAUUUUGUAUAAGGUUUUUUUAAAUAGGAAAUAAGCGCGAAAAGAGAUGUCAUCAUCCACAAACACAAUAAACAAUUAUUUUUUCUAAAUAAAC